Messenger RNA from Heterocephalus glaber (naked mole-rat), 1392 nucleotides. The record is from RefSeq and is a predicted model, not a curated record. Lineage: Eukaryota; Metazoa; Chordata; Mammalia; Rodentia; Bathyergidae.
CUGUUCAGAGACAGACUUGGCAACUUGAGGAGCGACGUCAAAGCCCUUGAAUAUUAUUUGAGUGUGGGGGCGACUGCUGUGGGCCGCUAGGGUUACGCGUCGCUCUGUCGCCUCCCCCAAGGAGCUCCGUAAUGGUCCGCGCCCUAAAGGCGCGCGAGGCUUGAAGCGCUGACCCAGGAACCGGGUGGGGGAGGUAGCCGAGGCGUCUCUGGCAGGUCUUGGAUGGCAAUGGAUACUGAGCGGGCCGAGAUGCGCGCCUUGGAGGCGGAGAUUGCAGUGCUGCAGCAGGCUAGCAAGCAGCUGCCGGCGCCCUGGGAAGACGGGGCCCGCGUCCGAAAAUCAUUUCAAGAGAUACACCAGUCAGAUUCUGCAGGAUGGGAAUCUUCAAAAGACCCGAAAACUCAUCUUAGACAUUUAGAAGCAGAACUUUCAUUUCUAAGUAUGCUUACUGGCUUCAAUAUAACAGAUUACUCCAAGAAGACAGAAGAUUUAACAAGCACUGAGAUGACAGAAGAAAGUAUAAAGAAAGUUCUCCAGAGACACAGAUUGUCAGGAAGUUGCCAUGUAGUUACAUUUCAACUUGAAUUUCAGAUUCUGGAAAUACAGAAUAAGGAGAAUUUAUCUUCUGUCAUUACUGACCUCAGCAUAGUAAUGGAGCCCACAGAAUACUCAGAAUUAAGUGAAUUUGUGUCUAGAGCAGAAGAAAGAAGAGAUUUAUUCAUGUUUUUCCGAGGCCUACAUUUUUUUGUGGAAUGGUGUGAAUAUCGUAAGCGUACAUUUAAAUAUUUCAAGGACAAGUACCCAGACAUGGUGCAUCUCCCAAAGGGGGCCUGUUCCCUCUGCAUGGGGAUCCGCAGUACCAGCCGUCCAGGGUUCGAACUGGUGAUUGUUUGGAGGAUUCAAAUAGAUGAAGAAGGGAAGGUUUCACCAGUGCUGGAUCUUCUUACCAAAAUUCCUCAGCGAGCCCUGGAGCUGGACAAGAACAGAGUCAUUGAAACUGCUCCUCUGAGCUUCCGGACCCUGCUAGGAGUGCUUGGAAUUGAAGCUGCUGUUGAAUGCCUGAUAAGACUGCUCCAUGCAGGGAAUGAGUAGUUCCCAAAGGGUGGACAUGAGAAAUAGGACACGUCGCUGGGGAUUUAGCUCAGUGGCACCGCACCUGCCUUGCAAGUGCAAGGUUCUGAGUUCGAUCCCCGGAACCAAAAAGAAAAAAGAAAUAGGACACAUGCCAAGCACCCUGUGACUCACAGUGUGAACAUUUGCUCUGUUCCAUGUAGAAGCCACACCCUCAAAAGAUGCCACCUGUAUAGUUUCAGUACAUUAGAUAGACACGUAUGACAUGAAAAAUAGCUAUUUAACAUCCAAUAAAAGUGACAGCUACAAAAUGUGAUGACA